GCGGUGUGUGAUAUUGAUGCGGGCUGAUCUGAUUCAGUCCUGCUAUUCUCUACAAUAGCACUUAAAGACUCAUUAAAACAACAUAAUAUAGCUUUAUUUAUUUAUUUUAUUUCUCUUAUGAAACAGAUAUGGUCUAGUGUAUAUUUAUUAAUACCAGAAUGACUGGUUAAUUUGACGGUUAAAUAGAAAUAGUGUAUUCUAUUCGUGGUGUAUUGUAUUGGGAUUAUUGGUCAGGUGGAUUUAUUAACAACAGCAGAAACGACCAAAUAUUACAGAAAAUACUAAAAAAAAGAAACAGCGGAACAUAAGGACACGAUAUUAAACCGAAAGGAGCGCAGUAUUCUCCUAAAACGACAGAGGAAUAUUCACCAGCGGUAAUCUAUUGGAGAUCUUGGAUUAUUAGAGAGCGCAGCGCUUCACCGGAGCAGCCGUUAACGGCGUCGAGGCGCCCCGAAGCGGCUUCGGGAGCAACUCGAGUCCCGAUGCUCCCUGUGUUCUGCACCCCAGCGGGCCGCAAUGGGGGAGACGAAGAUCAUCUACCACCUGGACGAUCAGGAGACUCCAUACCUGGUGAAAGUGUCAGUACCUGCCGAGGAGGUCACACUGGCACACUUCAAACAGGUCCUCAAUAAACCCAACUACAAAUUCUUCUUCAAAUCUAUGGACGAUGACUUCGGGGUUGUAAAAGAAGAGAUAUCAGAUGACAACGCCAAGCUGCCAUGUUUCAACGGCCGUGUUGUGUCAUGGUUGGUGUCUGCUGAUGGCUCCCACGGUUCAGACGGAGGUUCAGCAUGUGCGGAGAGUCAGGCUGAUCUUCCACCUCCGCUAGAGAGGACAGGGGGCAUCGGGGACUCCAGACCGCCGUCCUUCCAUGCCAAUGCAGCAGGCAGUCAGGACAACCUGGACAAUGACACAGAGCCAGAAGUCGGACCUUCAGUACGGAGAGACAGGGAACGUGAUAGGGACAGAGAAAGACCACGCAAGAAAGAUACCCAUGAUCAUGGUGGUAAGCUGAAUGGUCACUCCCGGCCAGAGCGGAGACCUGAAACUGCCGGUUAUGAAAGUUCCUCCACAUUAAUGAGCAGUGAACUGGACACCACCAGCUUCUUUGACUCAGGGGAGGAAGAUUCAGCCAGUCGCUUCAGCAGCUCCACGGAGCAGAGCACGUCAUCACGGCUAAUGAGACGACAUAGGCGUCGCCGGCGAAAACCCAAGGCACCACAAAUGGAGAGGUCAUCCUCGUUCAGCAGUAUAACUGACUCCACCAUGUCUCUGAACAUCAUCACCGUCACUUUAAACAUGGAGAAGUAUAACUUCUUGGGCAUAAGCAUCGUGGGUCAGAGUAAUGAGAGAGGCGACGGUGGUAUCUACAUUGGUUCCAUCAUGAAGGGUGGAGCAGUGGCAGCUGAUGGACGCAUUGAACCGGGUGAUAUGUUGCUCCAGGUGAACGACAUAAACUUUGAGAACAUGAGCAAUGACGAUGCUGUGAGAGUGCUGAGAGAAAUAGUGCACAAACCAGGCCCUAUUACGCUGACUGUUGCCAAGUGUUGGGACCCGAACCCUCGCAGCUGCUUUACCCUGCCUCGCAGUGAACCGAUCCGUCCCAUAGACCCUGGUGCUUGGGUGUCUCACACAGCGGCUAUGACGGGGGCGUACCCAGUGUACGGUAUGAGCCCUUCCAUGAGCACCAUUACUUCCACCAGCUCUUCCAUCACCAGCUCCAUUCCAGAGACCGAACGCUUUGAGGAGUUCCACCUGUCUAUUCAUAGUGACAUGGCCACUGUCGCUAAAGCAAUGGCAUCACCGGAGUCAGGGUUGGAGGUACGAGACAGAAUGUGGCUGAAGAUCACCAUCCCAAAUGCCUUUAUAGGUUCAGAUGUUGUAGACUGGCUCUAUCAUCAUGUGGAAGGUUUUACGGACCGUCGCGAGGCACGCAAGUACGCUAGCAACCUACUGAAAGCUGGCUACAUCCGCCACACUGUUAACAAAAUCACCUUUUCUGAGCAGUGCUACUACAUCUUUGGAGACCUGUGUGGCAACAUGGCUAAUCUUUCUUUGAAUGAUCAUGACGGUUCUAGUGCAUCUGAUCAGGACACUCUCGCCCCUCUGCCCCACCCUGGCGCUGCCCCGUGGCCCCUCGCUUUUCCCUAUCAGUAUGCCCUCCCUCAACCCUACAGCCCUCACCCAGGGCAUGAUCAAGCUCACAGUUCCACAGCGGGAGGAGGCAGCGCCGGCAGCCCACACAGCGAAGGGAGUCACAGCAGUGGUUCAAACCGCAGUGGCAGUAAGCCUGGUGCAGCGGAGACCAAGUCUGGCGGCAGCGGUAGCGAAUCAGAGAAACGAGAGAAGGCGCCUAGUGAACGCUCAGCGGCGCCCCCUAGUGAGCACAGUGUUCGGAGCAGCCAUAGCGUCCACUCACAGGGCCACGGUCUGCCGUACGGACCUCCUGCAGCCACAGUGGCCAGCCCUUCAUCGGGUCGUGACCUGGCGUCUGUGCCUCCUGAGCUCACAGCGUCUCGCCAGUCCUUCCGCAUGGCCAUGGGAAACCCCAGCGAGUUCUUUGUGGAUGUGAUGUGAUGUCACCUGAUGAUGGAAAAGUGAAGCUGAUAGAGAUUUUAGAUAGAGAGCUAGUUACCCUGGUGAUGAGGGACGUAUCCCUCACGUUAUCCCUGUGUCCUGUGGCUUGUACUUUCUUCAGUGAAGAAGACUGGAUGGAUGGAGAUAUGUGAGACAGGUGGACGAGAUCUGUGUGGGGUGAAUGUUUUCUGUGUGGUGUUCUUUUUUACGUCUUGUAUUUCUGUCUGCGUUUCCUUUAAAUUAAAGACUGCUGUAAAUAAACCAGGGCGAGGACGGACAAUGAGGAGGACGAAGGUUGCGCCUCUCCCUGACACUCAGCUUUACUGCAGUGAAGUAAAAUAAUUUCGUAACAAUUCAAAUAAAAAAAGACGCUCAUCA
Trichomycterus rosablanca is the source of this 2955-nucleotide messenger RNA. RefSeq names its product segment polarity protein dishevelled homolog DVL-3. Gene Ontology annotation, molecular function: frizzled binding. Lineage: Eukaryota; Metazoa; Chordata; Actinopteri; Siluriformes; Trichomycteridae. The coding region runs from base 517 to 2577 and encodes 686 amino acids. Gene Ontology annotation, biological process: intracellular signal transduction; canonical Wnt signaling pathway. Gene Ontology annotation, cellular component: cytosol. The transcript has 15 exons. The record is from RefSeq and is a predicted model, not a curated record.